UAUCCAAGAAUUUCUUACUCCGGAGUGAAGUUGGAAACACUGAAUGAGAAAUGACCCCACAACCAUCUAAGGAGACAAAAUGAAACCAGUGGUGGCGACUGGCGAUGGCGAGAGCCAACCCUCGAUCCAGUGGCUGCCACGCAACUCCUAGAAGUAAAUUUAGAUUCUCCGGGCCGUUUCAACUCUUCGUAAUGGUGUAAGAUCGCUUUGCCUUCUCUCUCUCACAUGUAUUUGCUUUUGCUUCUGUGCUACUCCAUUAAUGACCCUCUGUCUGAGAGCUUCAAAAGCUUCGGCUACCAUAAACCCUACCCGUUCUAUCAAGGACGUCAUUUCCAAAUCAAUUCGUGAAAAACCCUCGAAUUUUUCCAAUUAUUACUGGCUCUCCCACCAGUUUGGACCCGUAAUUGUCGACCCCGACUUGUUUGUUCGCGUAUUGAGUUCGUUUAGGACGAGCCCACGCAUGGCUUUGCGGCUCUUCCGAUGGGCGGAGAGCCAACCAGGGUUUCGCCGGUCGGAGUUUGUGUUUUGCGCCAUUCUUGAAAUUCUUGCACAGAAUAACUUGAUGCGAUCAGCCUACUGGGUGAUGGAGAGAGUAAUUAAUGCAAACAUGCAUCGAAUUGUGGACGUUUUGAUUGGCGGGUGCGUGAGUUCGGAGGUUUCGGUUAAGAUUCUCGAUCUUUUGAUAUGGGUUUACUCUAAAAAAUCCAUGGUGGAGCAGUGUUUGUCGGUUUUUGAUAAAAUGAUAAAAAGUAGGUUGUCUCCGGAUGUCAAGAAUUGUAAUAGAAUACUUAGGAUACUUAGAGAUAAAGAUCUUAUGAGCAAAGCUGUAGAAGUUUAUAGAACAAUGGGUGAGUUUGGGAUUAAGCCCACUAUUGUUACAUACAAUACUUUGUUGGAUUCGUAUUGCAAGGGAGGGAAAGUGCAGCAAGGACUAGAUCUAUUAUCAGAGAUGCAAAGAAGAGGGUGUGCUCCAAAUGAUGUUACUUAUAAUGUGUUGAUAAAUGGGUUGUCAAAAAAAGGGGAAUUUGAGCAGGCCAAGGGAUUGAUUGGAGAGAUGUUAAAAACAGGGUUGAAGGUUUCAGCUUAUACUUAUAACCCUUUGAUUUAUGGAUAUUUUAACAAGGGAAUGCUGGCUGAGGCUUUGAGCCUUCAGGAAGAGAUGGUGCUUAAAGGAGCUUCUCCUACAGUGGCAACUUAUAAUUCAUUUAUAUAUGGGCUUUGCAAGUUGGGAAGAAUGAGUGAUGCUAUGCAACAGUUGUCUGACAUGUUGGCAAAUAAUUUGUUGCCAGAUGUGGUUUCAUACAACACUCUUAUUUAUGGGUAUUGUAGGUUGGGCAACUUGAUGAAAGCCUUUCUGUUAUUUGAUGAGUUAAGGAGUAUAUAUCUCUUUCCUACUAUUGUUACCUAUAAUACCCUUUUAGAUGGUCUUUGUAGGCAGGGGGAGUUGGAGGUUGCACAGCAGCUCAAAGUAGAAAUGAUCAAUGAAGGGAUAGCCCCUGAUAUUGUUACUUACACUAUUUUAGUAAAUGGGUCUUGCAAGAUGGGGAGUUUAUCGAUGGCUCAGGAAUUCUUCGAUGAGAUGUUGCAUGAAGGGCUGGAGUUGGACUCCUAUGCAUAUGCAACUCGAAUAGUGGGUGAACUGAAGCUUGGUGACACAUCCAGGGCAUUUAGUCUGCAAGAAGAAAUGCUAGCAAAGGGUUUCCCACCUGAUUUGAUCAUCUAUAACGUUGUUGUGGAUGGACUUUGUAAAUUGGGCAAUUUGGAAGAAGCAUCUGAACUGUUGCAAAAGAUGGUUAGUGAUGGUGUAAUUCCAGAUUAUGUAACAUAUACUAGCAUCAUUCAUGCACACUUGGAAAAUGGUCGUCUCAGGAAAGGCAGAGAGAUCUUCUAUGAGAUGCUGAGCAAAGGCCUAACACCUUCAGUUGUGACAUACACAGUAUUGAUUCAUGGACAUGCUGGUAAAGGGAGGCUCGAACGGGCAUUUAUAUAUUUCUCAGAAAUGCAGGAGAAGGGUAUUCUGCCAAAUGUGAUCACCUAUAAUUCUCUGAUAAAUGGUCUUUGCAAAGUAAGGAGAAUGGAUCAGGCCUACAAUUUUUUUGCUGAGAUGGUAGAAAAGGGAAUAUUCCCUAAUAAGUAUAGCUACACCAUCCUGAUAAAUGAGAACUGCAACAUGGGCAAUUGGCAAGAAGCUUUAAGUUUGUAUAAACAAAUGCUAGAUAGAGGAGUUCAGCCUGACUCUUGUACACAUAGUGCACUACUGAAGCAACUAGGCAAAGACUGUAAACUGCAAGCAGUCAGGCAACUUGAGAGUUUAUUAGACAGUGAAUAAACUGCCAAUACAAAGCCUUGAUGAAAACUUAGGUAGCUUUUUUGGUUUCUCACAUGAUUGGGAUGGGUUCCAUCUUCUUCUUGGAGGAAUUAUUUCAUUUGACUGUGAAGUUGGAAGGUCAAGGAGCUAUUCACUUCAUUUUUUUUAUUCAUUUCUGGAAGUUAUGCUGUAAAAUUGGAGAACAUUCCUUGGAUUGGACCAUUCAUUUUACAAAACAGAGGCCAAAUCUGUCACAUAAAUUCUUUGACAGGUACUGCUGAAAUUCCUAAACAAGUUUAGCUUUUCAAAUAAAUCCUGGCAAAAAAAUUUCUGUUUUCUGUUUUCUUUAUCUCUCUCUCUAUAUAUAUAUAUAGAGAGAGAGAGAGAGAAGGGAGGGGUGAAGGGGGAAGGAGAUGUUCCUUCUUGGUGUAUGAGUUGCUGUGAUUAUGGAAUGUAGUCCUAGUAAUAUUUUCCAUUGUUAGUAAAUGUGCCUAAACUUUUUCAGAACUGAUUCCAAAGGUAUGGACCCAUAUGUGAUAUAAGCAUUUUGUAAUUGAGAAAUUACUUGUCUUACCUUCAA
Vitis vinifera (wine grape) is the source of this 2888-nucleotide messenger RNA. RefSeq names its product pentatricopeptide repeat-containing protein At1g22960, mitochondrial. The record is from RefSeq and is a predicted model, not a curated record. Lineage: Eukaryota; Viridiplantae; Streptophyta; Magnoliopsida; Vitales; Vitaceae. Gene Ontology annotation, molecular function: protein binding. The transcript has 2 exons.